UCGCCGCCCUAUUCGAUGUUUUCUUCCGAUAAAAGCUUCAAAUUCCUUAACAAUAUUGCGGUUUUGAAGUGUGAUUGUCAACUGAAAACUUAUCAGUUAGUAACCUUCAGCGGAUAAAAUUAGUUAUCUAUUUAUAUUCUGAUAUUAUCAGCAGCGCGUGUCGAAUUUAUUUAAGCAUUGUAACAGGAAUGUUCAUUGAGAGAGGCAGGCAUGGAAAUUCUUACGCUCACCAUUUUGGCAUGCAUAAUAGGGCUGCUCAUUUUCUGGGCACUGCAAAAGAGAAAUGACAGGACGCCGCCAGGUCCUACAGGAUUGCCCAUUGUGGGUUAUCUUCCUUUUAUCACUUCUAAACCUCAUUUGGAGUUUUCAAGGCUGGAAAAAAAAUAUGGACCAGUUUUCAGCUUGAAAUUAGGAAGCGAAAAUGUGAUAAUCCUGAAUGAUUUCCAGUCAUCCAGAGACGCCUUCCUUCAGGAUGCCUUUAUGGGAAGACCGCCUAAUUCAGCAUUCAAAGCCAACAAAGAAACUGACCGAACCCAAGCGAUUAAUGGAAUGCCCUGGAGAGACCAAAGGAGAUUUUCGCUUCGCCUUCUGAGGGAUUUGGGAUUUGGAAAAUCAAAGCUGGAUGAAAUGAUAAGAGAGGAACUCGAUGAGGUGUUGGAACACUUUUCAGAAUCCAAGGGUCAGCCAAUGUUCGUCCGACCUAUACUGGCUCCCAGCAUGUCAAACAACAUUGCUUCUCUCAUUUAUGGAAGACGGAUGAAAUACGACGAUCCGGACAGGAUCUUUUUAGACCGAGUCAUCAACGAAUCUGCGGCUGAAGCUGGAGCGGCGGCCUGGCAGUUCUUCUUUCCCUGGGUCCGGAAAGUGUUCGAGUUUUUCCAAUUCGGAAAGGAAGGAAGAAUGGAUUAUCUGUUGCGAAAAAUGAAGGAGUUUGCUCGGAAAGAAAUUGCAAAACACGAGGAAACUUUCGACGAAGACAACAUACGAGAUUAUAUUGAUGGCUACUUGCUAGAAAUUCGCAAAAAUAAGGAUCCAGCGUUUUGCAAACCAGUUCUUGAAGACUUAUCUGGAGCCUUCUUUGGGGGUGGAAGCGAAACUGUCCGUGUGACGAUCGAAUGGCUACUGCUGACUAUGGCAACUUAUCAAGAUAUACAAGCUAAGGUACAUGCCGAAAUCGAUAACAUCAUUGGUCAAAAUCGUCCACCCUCCUGGAACGACCACUUGCAGAUGCCAUACACCGAAGCUACCAUAAUGGAAAUCAUGCGAUGGAGAUGUGCCAUUCCACUAAAUCUCCCUAGAUACACCCUUUGGGAAACUGAGUUGAAUGGAUACGUGAUUCCGAAGGGCUGUACCGUUAUAGCUAAUUUGUGGGCAAUUCUUCACAAUCCUAAAUAUUGGGGCCCGGAUGCAGAAAUAUUUCGUCCGGAGAGAUUUCUGGCAGAUGAUGAGAAAACUCUCAUUAAAACUGAAUAUUUCGUACCAUUUUCAGUUGGUAAAAGAUCCUGUCCUGGGGAGCCUUUUGCAAGAUCAGAAGUCUUUAUGUACUUCGUCGGCAUCUUUCAGAAAUUCAAAGUCAGUUUACCAGAAGGUGCCGUUCCGGAUUUCGAAGGAGUUCUAGGAUUAAGUUAUUCUGCGAAACCCUUUGAGAUUUGCAUCAAAAAGAGGAACCUUGUAAUGGUAAACAAUUUUGCUUUGAUAGUUGUAAGUUUUGUUGUUCUGGUUAUUUAUAUAGCAAUUUAUGAUACUGGUGGCAACACUCCGCAUGGACCAACGGGGUUGCCAAUCAUAGGAUAUUAUUUCUUUUUAAGUUCUAGGCCUUAUAUUGACCUACAAAAUUUAGGCAAGAUUUAUGGGCCCAUAUUCAGUUUGCAGUUAGGGAGCCAACGCUGCAUUGUUUUGGAGGACUAUCAGUUAACAAAAGAUGCUUUCACUCAAGAAACUUUUUUGGAAAGAUCGCCAGAAAAUCUGUGUGAUCAUAAAAUAGCAACUCGAGAAAUUGGACAGUUUAAUGGCUUUUCAUGGAAAGAACAAAGAAGAUUUUCACUCCAAAUGCUGAAAAAUCUAGAGUUCGGAACGAUUCAUUUAGAAGCUGUGAUAAAGGAAGAGAUUAGAGAUCUACUUGGCCAAUUCGCUAAAUCCGACGAUCAGCCCAUUCAAGUUCGAUCAGUGUUAUCUUCUAGCAUAUUCAACAACAUCGCUUCACUAGUGUUCGGCAAGAGAUUUAAGUAUGACGAUCCAGUCCGAAAGAUGAUGGAAGAAUCUCUCAUUGAUGAAUCUGCUGUUGCCGGGCUCUUGGAUUGGCAAAUCUUUUUUCCUCGACUCGCAAAGGUGGCGAAGUUCUUCAAGCCGGAAUCUGAAGGAAAGAAAGCCCAACUGUCGAAAGAUGUGAACGAUUAUAUUUUGAAGGAAAUUGCAGAGCAUGAGAAGACAUUGGAUCCAAAUAACCCCCGAGAUUAUAUCGAUGGCUAUUUAAUAGAAAUAGAAAAACGGAAUGAUUCAGCACUAUGCAAGGAAGUCCUUGAAGACAUGGUUGGAGCAUUUUUCGGUGCCUGCUGUGAAACAGUUCUUCUCACAGUAGAGUGGCUCGUCCUUACUAUGGCUACUCACCAAGAUGUCCAGAUAAAGGUCCAGCAGGAGAUCGACGACGUGAUUGGAACCGAAAGGUUGCCAUCUUGGGCCGAUCACAACAAAAUGCCUUACACCGAAGCGACCAUCAUGGAGCUGAUGCGGUGGAGAACCAUCAUACCUAUCGAUAUCCUCACUCAUACUCUUCAGGACACGGAACUGGACGGAUACUUCAUCCCGAAAGAUUCGCAUGUUUUGGCCAAUGUGUGGUCUGUUCACCACAAUCCAGAGUACUGGGGAGAAGAUAUAAAAACAUUUAGACCUGAAAGAUUCUUGACCGAAGAUAGAAAAGAAGUGACCAGGCCAGAGUACUUUAUUCCGUUUGAUGAACGAGCAUGUCCAAAUCAAUCUUACGCAAAGACUGAAAUUUUCUUGUACUUCACUUCGAUUCUACAAAAGUUCAACAUUACUUUACCUGAAGGAACAAAACCUGAUGUCAAUGGGCAACUGGAUAUUGGAUUAGACACCAAAUCUCAUGCUGUGUGUUUAAAUAAAAGAUUUUAGAGACUUUUAAUGAAUGUACAUGAAAAAUUAUUGCAGAGCUUAUUGGAGAAAAAUUCUCUUGAUAAAAUGGUACUGUGAUGUAAAUUAUGGAAGCUCUAAAUGGAAUUAUAUAUAUCAUUUGUUCCAUUUCUACAAAUUUGCUAAAUAAGAAUCAUAAAAAUAAUUUUUAUUGUUUUGAAAAAAAAAUAAAAAUGUGCAUUCUAUUUAUUUAUUUAUAGUUGACUUUAGCUACUAAUAUGUGAUUAUUAAAAUGUUGGCCUUGUAACUCUUCAUAUCAAAUU
This is a messenger RNA of Argiope bruennichi, 3410 nucleotides long. RefSeq names its product cytochrome P450 2U1-like. Gene Ontology annotation, molecular function: oxidoreductase activity, acting on paired donors, with incorporation or reduction of molecular oxygen; iron ion binding; heme binding. The record is from RefSeq and is a predicted model, not a curated record. The transcript has 16 exons. The coding region runs from base 211 to 3129 and encodes 972 amino acids. NCBI's taxonomy places the organism in Eukaryota, Metazoa, Arthropoda, Arachnida, Araneae, Araneidae.